Molecule: messenger RNA, 1110 nt
Organism: Strongylocentrotus purpuratus (purple sea urchin)
Lineage: Eukaryota; Metazoa; Echinodermata; Echinoidea; Camarodonta; Strongylocentrotidae
Exons: 4
Coding region: 121-630 (169 amino acids)
Source: RefSeq, a predicted model, not a curated record
AGAGGGGCACCCCGGAGAUUUAGUUUCGGCUGCGCUAGCCGGUGGCCGUUUCUACCCGUUUCUGAUGACGUCAUAACGUGUAGGUUAUUUGGCCACUCGGUAUUGCAGCUGGUUCUUCGCAUGGUGGUCGGUACAAAGGUGUACGACAAGCUUCGAGAGGAAUGGCUGAGGACCAGACUGAUGAACGACAUUGGGAUGAUGUCCCCACAUGCCCAAACCAGCAAGGUUGAAUCAUUCCACAACAUCCUCCUUCACUUUUGCCCCAAGUUGCUUGUAUACUCAUAUCAAGGGAUGAAGUGCAGAUUAUAUUUGGCUGUCCUACAUUGGAACGAAAAUUGUGAUAGAGCCCAGGCUGUUGAUGCCGAAGGGAACCCAGUGUACAGGUUGAAGUAUCCACGCUCGAAGGAAGGAGGCCACACAUUGGAGAGAGUGCUGACAGCUGGCACAUGUGGUUAUGUGAAAGCCCUGAUGAGAGUUGUCGUAGAACUGGUGGAAAACAGGGAGCAGCUCAGAGACAACAUGGAGGAGCUACAGCCUCAACCAGCACGGAGUGCCUCUCAUCAUCACCCCGACAAUGGAGAAGCCGUGCAAGCUUUUGAACAACAUCAUCGCUUUGGCGAUAGAAACUAGUUCUUUUGGUGAUAGAACCUAUGAUGAAUGUGUCAGCUACCUGAACAUUAACCACUGAUUGUUUUAUUUCAGUACAAGACAUGUUUUUCAUAGACCCUAAAUUAUGUUUAUGCCAGUAUAAUUAUGGAGAGUAACAUGGAAGUACUCUAUGCAAGUGAGUAGUGGAUUCCGAUUCUAUGUGAGUGUAAAGCACUAGAAACUUGUCUGUAAGCUUGUACAUACUUACACAAGCCAAAGUCCAUGGUACACAUCGAUAGUCAUUGGUUUUAAUAGGUAAAAUACUUAUUAAAUUUGUAAAACUUACAUUUUUAGUUCAAUUAAAAACAAUUUCUGAAGCAUAUGCACUAGAUUUUCAUAAACACUAAGUAAAUCACUGUUGAUCAUGAAUUUGGCACCAAAUAUAAUCUGAUUUUUCUCACAGUCCUUCAUCUUGGCCAAUGCUUUUUGCUUCUUAUUUGCAAAAAAAAAAAAAAAAAAAAA